AUGCAUGCAACUACCCAUCAGAGCGCCCAUUUCCUGCUUCGUCAGCUCGAAUCAGAGUGGUGCGAUACCGAGCUCGAGUUCACGAGGGAAUGUGGCCUCUGGGGUCCCGACCAAGACCCUCUAGAUGCCUCGGGCUUACAAGCUUUGGCUCGCUGGGAGCUUAGUCCCACCGAAGGACCCUUUCGGAUCCGAAAACGGAUGCUGCCGAACCGCAAUUUCUACUCUCGUUACGCAUACCGAAGCAAUCUCGUAUUGGCUAAUCAGGCAAAAAUGAACUUGCAUGGCCAGAAGCAGGUCGCUUAA
This is a messenger RNA of Protopolystoma xenopodis, 303 nucleotides long. Lineage: Eukaryota; Metazoa; Platyhelminthes; Monogenea; Polystomatidea; Polystomatidae. The record is from the annotation of a GenBank genome assembly.